Messenger RNA from Candidozyma pseudohaemuli, 1572 nucleotides. RefSeq lists its product as uncharacterized. Gene Ontology annotation, molecular function: pyrimidine nucleotide-sugar transmembrane transporter activity. The record is from RefSeq and is a predicted model, not a curated record. Lineage: Eukaryota; Fungi; Ascomycota; Pichiomycetes; Serinales; Metschnikowiaceae. The coding region runs from base 1 to 1572 and encodes 523 amino acids. Gene Ontology annotation, cellular component: Golgi membrane; intracellular membrane-bounded organelle. The transcript has 2 exons. Gene Ontology annotation, biological process: proteasome assembly; pyrimidine nucleotide-sugar transmembrane transport.
AUGUCUUUUCACACAGUUGCCAUAGUGAUUGGCACCAUGGUGUGUGGGUGUCUUAACUCCCUCCUUACCAAAUACCAGGAUAAUCAAUGUGUCAAAAACUGCUCAAAUCCCGAUGUGAAUACCCACCAGAACUUCGAGCAACCAGCUAUUCAGACUCUACAGAUGUUCAUCGGUGAGUUGGGCAUUUAUAUUGUGUACUACCUUGUCUACAAGUCACCCUUUUCACGGAGAGCUGAAUAUCAACCGUUGACCGGUGAGACACGGCCUACGCUGAAGAGUCAAAGCAUGCUUCUUGCUAUUCCGUCUGUGUGCGAUAUGUUGGCCACCACAUUUAUGAAUGUGGGCUUGAUCUACACACCCGUCUCAAUUUACCAAAUGACCAGAGGCGCCAUAGUUCUUUUCGUCGCUGUGCUUUCGGUAAUUUUCCUCCACAGAAGAAUAAGGCCUUUGGAGUGGAUUGCAUUGGUAAUCGUCACCCUCGGUAUAGGUAUUGUGGGGUAUUCAGGUAGUCGAGCAGGUCCAGCAAAAACAAACGCAGAGGAACCAGCGCUCGUCAUCUUUGGUAUGUCCUUGAUUAUAGUGGCCGUCUCUCUUCAGGCUGUACAAUUUGUUGUUGAGGAAAAGAUUCUCGCCAAGUACCACUUCACGCCAUUGCGCUUGGUGUAUACUGAGGGCUUCUUCGGCGUUACGAUUUUGACAACUUCUUUGAUUGUUCUUAACUUCAUUAUUGGACUGAUUCAGUCGAAGGAUAAUUUCGCUGACUCUCCAUUCAAUUUGCGUGAGUCGUUGACCCAGACCUUCUCGCUGCGUGAGGUCCUCAUCUCGUCGUUCCUUAUCAUGAUUUGCAUUUCAUCGUUCAACUUCUGUGGAGUGUCUCUUACUCAAAAGCUAUCUGCCACAGCACGUUCGACGAUCGACAGCUGUAGGACGCUUUUGGUUUGGAUUACUGCAAUGGUAUUGGGAUGGGAGUCCUUCAGCUCUUUGCAAUUGUUUGGCUUUGCCACCCUUUUAUUCGGCACCCUUUGUUUCAACGGUGUUCUUCAACCAGAGGAUUGGUCUAUUGUUCCUGACUUCCUCAAGGACAAGGCACACAAAAAUGAACGGCUCAUUGAUGUUGUGGACGAGCCAUCUUUGAGAGCUGUUCCCGAAAAGACAAACCCUUCCUCGAUUUCCACCACUACCUUCGGGGAUGCUUCUGAGAACACACCAGCUUUGCAGGAUACCUUGAGGGCACAAGAAGGACCAUUGAAUAUUGCCUCCCAGCUUAAUAACCGUCAUCCAUUGGAGUCAAGAAUUCAAAAUUGGGAGAAAACCCAACAUGAAACUAGAAUGGAGACUUACAGACGUGUGUUUGGUGCUGGUGAACCAAUCCGUAGAACCAUGGAGAUGGACCUUGUCGAGGCCACCGACUUCAAACCACAGGUGCUUGGUGGCGCCGACACUUUGCAUAAAGAUAUCUUGAUGAACAGAGAAAGUACAGUUGAUUGGGAAGAUAUCUACAAGGGUGGCUUUGAGGCUGGCAGAAACGUUCCAGACUUCCACAGUGAGAUGGAGAAGAAACUUGGAAUCUAA